Calliphora vicina (urban bluebottle blowfly) is the source of this 3263-nucleotide messenger RNA. RefSeq lists its product as uncharacterized. The transcript has 11 exons. The record is from RefSeq and is a predicted model, not a curated record. NCBI's taxonomy places the organism in Eukaryota, Metazoa, Arthropoda, Insecta, Diptera, Calliphoridae. The coding region runs from base 49 to 3060 and encodes 1003 amino acids. Gene Ontology annotation, biological process: proteolysis. Gene Ontology annotation, molecular function: serine-type endopeptidase activity.
ACUCAAACCAGACAGAUCGUUUUCAUUUGAAAGUAUAAUUGAAAAAAAAUGAAUUACCCACAAUUACUAUUAAAAAUAUUUUUAUUAAUAGUUAAUGUUUUAUUAAUAAAAGGAGAUCACCAUAAACAUAGUGGUCAUAAUUAUGGCAGCUUUUAUUCAAAGUUAUCGACGAUCACGUAUGAUUAUUUGGGAAAUUGUUAUGUGGAAGCAGCUCAUCAUAAAGGACGCUGCAUACGUUACCAGGAAUGUGAGAGUGCAGUGAAGGCCUGGCAAAAAUAUCAACAAUUUCCUAUUUCCUGCUAUUACACCAGUUAUGAGAAUUAUGUUUGCUGUCCAGAGGCUUUUGUUAAAUCGAAAAAACGAAAAUCAACCACGCCUUCCCCACCACCAAUUCCCUAUUAUCUUUACUAUAACAAUCCAUUUUAUGCCAAAGCAUCUAGUGUAAAUCUAGUCCAGGAAGAGAGAAUAAGUGAAAAGGAAUGUGCUUCAAUAUAUACUAAUCUAGGCAAUCAGUAUACUGUUCAACAUCAACAUCGUUCUAAAAGGAAUGCUAAUAGUACAGAUCCAUUACUCAGUGUAGAUGAUGCUCAAGAACCUGUUCAAGAAGAAACCAUUAAAAGAGUUAAAGUAGUCGAAUCUCAAGCAGUGGGCGGUAUACCAACAUAUGCCAAUGAAUUUCCCUAUAUGUGCGCUCUUGGCUGGCGUAAAUUUUCUUCCAAAAACUCUGAAGUUUCCUAUAAUUGUGGUUGUGUUUUAAUAGCUCGCAAAUAUGUUUUGACUGCUGCCCACUGUGCCACCUUAGGAGGUGAAUCCCCUUCAAUAGUACGUUUGGGUGGCGUAGACUUAGACAAGCCUGGCGCAGAAAUUAUCAAAAUUCAACGCAUUAUUCAGCAUCCAGAUUACGAAUCGCAAUUGGCCUAUAAUGAUAUUGCUAUAGUGAAAUUGCAAAAGGGAUCCAGCUACACACCUGCUUGUUUGUGGACCAAAGUGGGUUUGCCUCAACAAACUUUAACAGCUAUGGGUUAUGGUCAUACAAAAUUUGCUGGUCCCAUUUCAAAUACUCUUCUCAAAGUCUAUCUCAAUGUUUUAACAAAUCAAAAUUGUAAUCCAUAUUACACCAAAGAGGAUAAACUGAAAAACGGCAUAAGUCUGGGACAAAUAUGUGCUGGAGAUCCUCAAGGCAAAAUGGAUACAUGUCAGGGUGAUUCUGGUGGUCCUUUGAUAAUGAAGGAAUCUAAAUAUAAUACUCAAGUACCCUUUAUAGUCGGUUUGACUUCAUUUGGAGAGGGUUGUGCUACAAAUAUACCCAGUGUUUAUACUAGAAUAUCUUUUAACAAAGUUAAUACACAGUUUAGUAUUUUAAAAUACAAUCAGGCACAAAAUAAUAUACUACCUACAAAUUUCUAUAAUAUUGGACAAAAUUUUCAAACGAUACAAUAUACCACAAUUCCAAAUCCAAUUACACAAAAUCAAUUUACCUUUUCGAACAAUGUGCAAAAUCAAAAUGUAUUAAAUUCAAAUCAAAGAAAUCGCGGAACUGUAAAUUAUCAAACGUUACAAUAUAAUAACAGUCCCAAUCUAAAUCCAAUUAUACAAAGUCAAAUAACAUUUGCGAAUAAUGUGCCAAAUCAAAAUAUAAUAACUACAAAUCAAAGAAAACAACAAUAUAGUGUAAAUACAAUAAGAAAUCCAGCAUCAGUGCAGCCUCAAGGAAGAGCUCUUGGCCGGCCUUCCACAACGAGUGUUGUUAGGCCCCAACAGUAUGCCAAUAAUGGAAAUACAAUAAGAAAUCCCGCAUCAGUGCAGCCUCAAGGAAGAGCUCUUGGUCGGCCUUCCUCAACGAGUGCUGUUAGCCCCCAACAGUAUGCCAAUAAUGGAAAUACAAUAAGAAAUCCAGGAUCAGUGCAGCCUCAAGGAAGAGCACUUGGUCGGCCUCCCGCAACGAGUGCUGUUAGCCCCCAACAGUAUGCCAACAUUGCAGUAGCAAACCGUAACUCUAAUACUCCCAUAUUUAAAAGUAGAUUUAGUGCAGAUGACAAUAACGAUGGCAAAAGUACUCAACCUAGUGCUCAAACCUUUAAAUAUCAAUACUCCAAGGGUUGGUCAGUGCAUGAAGCUUUAAGUGUAGAUGAUCUUGUUAAACCUCAGUUGGCAUAUCGCAAAUAUUCAAAUUAUUCCACACCAAAUGCACCGGAUGAUCAAUACUAUCAAAAGUUCUAUAAUAUUUACAAUUAUGAGGAGAAUCAGGGAAGACAAGAUUUGAUUCAAUAUGAAAUGGAAUCAGUAAAUGAUGAUUUUAAUGGCCGUUCAAUUGUAGCACCUGGUCAAUACCCUCAUAUGGCUGCUAUAGGAUUUUUGUCAAAUGAGGAAAAAAUCGAUUUCAAAUGUGGCGGCAGCUUAAUAAGUCAUACGUUUGUGAUAACAGCAGCCCACUGUUGCUAUUUAAGUGGAGAAACUCCCAUUAUAGUAAAAUUGGGUAUUAUAAAUCUCAAAGAUCAAACCGGCAAUAGUAAUCCUCAAAGACGUGCCAUAAAGGAAAUAAUAGUUCACCCGAAAUAUAAUGCUACAAUGACUUAUCAUGAUAUAGCCUUGCUUAAGUUACAAAAACCCGUGGAAUUUACGAAAUUUGUUCGCCCUAUUUUGCUGUGGACCAGCGAUCAUAUACCCUAUGAACGUGUAUUUACCAUGGGCUAUGGUUCCACCAGUUUUGCCAAGGCACCCACCAACAUUUUAACCGAAUUAAGCCUGUCUUUAAUACCCCUGCAGCAGUGUAAACAAACUUUACCGCGUAAUGAAAAGACUCCCCUUGGCAUUGUGGAGACUCAAAUAUGCGGCCGUGACUUAGAAAAGAAUCGUGAUACCUGUCAGGGAGAUUCGGGUGGACCCCUACAGUUGAAUUUGGAACAUCGUAAGCAUCGCAAUACAUAUCGUUAUUAUCUUGUGGGCAUUAUAUCGUAUGGAGAAUUUUGUGGCAGCAAACAGCCCGGUGUCUAUACACGAGUGUCGUCGUAUUGCAAAUGGAUUGCUUCCAUUGUGUGGCCGGAAUAUUUUCAAAAAUAAUUUAAAUUUUAAUCAAUUUUUAAAUGUAUUAAAGGUUUAUAAAAUAAAAUGUCCAUUCAAAAUUUGUUUUAUAAACCUUUGAUAAAUUUAUAAAUUGUUUAUGAAUAAGACUUUUUAUAUUUAAAAUAGUACAUAUUGUUCGUUCUUAAACGAAAGCAACAAAAUAAAAAUAUAUUUAUUACACAAAAUGGUUGUAAACUCUA